Messenger RNA from Photinus pyralis (common eastern firefly), 1172 nucleotides. Its product is annotated as zinc finger protein 512B-like. The transcript is spliced from 2 exons. NCBI's taxonomy places the organism in Eukaryota, Metazoa, Arthropoda, Insecta, Coleoptera, Lampyridae. The record is from RefSeq and is a predicted model, not a curated record. Bases 107 to 1099 code for a protein of 330 amino acids.
AAAUGACAUGCAAAUACCCAACUAGUUUUUUAUCAUCUGUUAAAACUUGAUCUAGAGCUUAUAAAUAGUAGAACACUCAACUUGGUGCCAUACUCCUAAUUGAAAAAUGGCAAGAAGUGAAAGGUGGUGUCUUCUGUUGUGUCUGGGUAUUGUAAUAGGACUAUUCACCGCAGGUAACUGUGAAGAGGCAAAUGAGGAAAAAAUUACUAAUAAACGAAGUGUAAUUCAUGGAGAUGAGUACGACGCGUAUGGAAACAAGUGUUGGGGUUCCUGUUUGUCGACACAUACCUAUGGUGGGCACCAAGGGCACGCAUUUUCAAAUGUAAAUGGGUUAUAUUCGGGGGGGCACAGUGAUUAUGUGCCAGAUCAUGGAUCACACGAUCAUUUUCCUAGCAUCAACACUCAUACGCACUCCGUUCACACAAUUACGAAGGAAGUACCCGUUCCGAAACCAUAUCCGGUUACAGUUACAAAACAUGUGCCAGUGAAAAUACCGCAGCCGUACCCCGUUGAAGUUCCUAAACACGUUCCGUUUCCGGUGAAAGUAAAAGUACCCGUUGUAGUUCCCAAACCUUAUCCGGUAAAAAUUACAGAAAGAGUCCCUUAUCCGGUUCAUAAACCGGUUUAUGUACCAGUUACGAAACAUGUUCCGGUUGAAAUUCCCAAACCAUACCCCGUACAUAUUACCAAACACGUGCCCUAUGAAGUGAAAGUUCCUGUUGAGGUACCGAAACCUUACCCCGUAAGAGUAACCGAGCACGUUCCUUACCCCGUUGAAAAGAAAGUGUACGUAAAAGUAUCCGAACCAUACCCUGUUAAGGUUCCAACACCCGUAUACAUUAGCGAACACAACGAAGACUUCAUCAAAGAUAAUGCGAAUGUCCAUUUCUCAAUUGGUGAAGACCACAGUAGCAUCAAGGACGAGUCAUAUCUUGACGAUUGCUUUCACGGCAACGACUUUGGACAUUCAAAGUUUAGCAGUUAUGGUAGCGGUGGAUUAAAAAGCGGACAAGUUCAGUCGUUUUCUGGGGAAUCUGGAACUUACACUGGGGUGUAUAUUCCUAGUAGCGAAGGUGGUUUAAACGGAAGAAGGUGGUAAAUUUUCGUGUUACCAUAUUGCAUGCCUUCAGUUAUUAUUAGUAAUAAAAGUAAUGUGACUAUAGUCAUUCAAA